AUCGCCGACGCCUCUCCGGACGCCAGUCGCCAUCUCUCCAGUCGCUGUCCGUGUGCCUCGCCGAUGACGAUGCCACAGAGCUCACAGGAGCGCAAAACCGACACCAACAUCAAGCAGGCGGUUCUCGUCUCCGCCUUCGCGGCCGCCCUCCUGGCCGCGUCGCCGACGCCCAAGCUGGUGCUCGCACCGCUGGCCUUUGUCGCUCUCAUCCUCUUCGUCAAGAUCUUCGAGCUGUACGAGUCCGCCACCCGCAUCCGGCCGCUCGACGUUCCCACGCAGAUGGCGGACGAGCUCAUCGACUACAGCGCAGCUACUGGCCCACUCUACACCACGGACCCGGCCGGCGAGGCGAUCGUGCGCGUCUCCAAGAGCGGGUGGGCGGCGCUCGAGCCAACCUCGCUGCCAAGGCUCUUCAAACAGGCGACCGCGCGCUUCCCAGACAAGCCGGCCCUCCGCGUGGAGGCGGACGGCGUCAACGGCGGCGGCUGGGUGACCUACUCGUGGGCCGAGUACUACGCCGAGAGCCAGAGAGUGGCGCAGUCGCUGCUGGCGCUCGGGCUGGAGGCGCACGACCGCGUCAACAUCAUCGGCUUCAACUCGCCGGAGUGGUUCAUCGCAGAGAUGGGCACCCUCCUCGCCGGCGGGGCCGCGGCGGGCGUCUACGCGUCCAACGGCCCCGACGCGUGCAAGUACAUUGCGGUCCACUCGUCCGCGCGCGUCAUCUUUUGCGAGGGCCUGCAGCAGGUCGACAAGUACCUCGGCUUCCGCGAGCAGGUGCCCGACUGCCUCGCCCUCGUCGUGUGGGGGGGCGGCAUCUCGCCAGAAGAGAUCGCCGCGCGCGCGUCGCUCCCCCGCGAGGGAGGCCGCCCGCUGCCGGUCUACAGCUGGUCCGACUUCCUUGCGCUCGGCGGCGUCGUGCCGUUGUCGGAGGUCGAGGCGCGCAGCGAGGCGGUGCGGCCGGGCCAUGUGGCGACCCUUGUCUACACGUCUGGCACUACCGGCAACCCGAAGGCAGUCAUGGUCUCGAAUGACAACAUGAUCUGGACGUCGUUGAGCGCUUCGUCGCCCAUCUUUGCCGAGGGCGUCAAGGCGGGAGUCUCUCCGCCCGAGAACCUCAAGAUUGUCUCGUACCUCCCGCUCUCGCACGUGCUCGGCCAGAUCCUCGACCUGAUCGGGCCGAUGGUGGUUACCGCCUGCGGGGCAGGGUACGGGCCAGACCUGCUCGCCAGGCACUACAUGACGACGUGGUUCGCGCGCCCCGACGCGCUCAAGAGCAGCAGCAGCCUCAAGAGUACGCUCGUCGCCGCGCGACCGACACUCUUCGUCGGCGUGCCCCGCGUCUGGGAGAAGAUCAAGGAGGGGAUCCAGCAGGUGGGGAAGAAGACGCCCGCGCCGAUCAAGGCGGUCUCCGACUGGGCGAAGCGGCUCUCGCUCGCGGCGGCGCUGGACCGGCAGGUUGGGCGCGAAGCGAGGCGCUCGCUCCCCUUCCUGAUCGCGCGCCACGUCGUGCUGAACCGCAUCAAGGCCGCGAUCGGGCUCGACCAGUGCCUCGUCCACUACACGGGCUCCGCGCCGAUGGGGCGCGACGUCUUCGACUACUUUGCCUCCCUCGACAUCGACAUCCUCGACACGCUCGGCGCGUCCGAAGCGAGCGGGCCGACGACGCUAAACACGCCGAUGAUGCACCGCCUCGGCACGCUCGGCGCCCCGAUCCCCGGCGUCGAGGUGUCGGUCGACCACCAGCCGGGCCGUGACAAGCCCGGCGAGGGUGAAAUCAUCUAUCGGGGGCGGAAUGUCUGCAUGGGCUACAUGAACGACGAGGCAAAGACGGCGGAGGCGAUCGACCAGGACGGCUGGUUCCACUCUGGCGACGUUGGCUCCUUCGAGGACGGGCUGCUGCGCAUCACCGGCCGCAUCAAGGAGCUGCUGAUCACGGCGGGAGGAGAGAACAUCGCCCCUGUGCCGAUCGAGGAGCGGCUCAAGGAGCUCUGCCCCGCCCUGUCCAACGCGAUGCUCGUCGGCGACAAGCGGAAGUACAACGUGGUGCUGCUCACGGCCAAGACAGUGCUAGACCUCGCGACCGGCCUCUCCACGGGCACGCUCGCCCUCGAGGCCCUCGAGGUCUCCUCCGCCGCCACCGACGCCGAGGCGGUCGCCGAGUCGCAGCGCGCCGGCGCGGCGUGGCAGCGGUACAUCCAGCGAGGGAUCGACGAGUACAACGCAACGUACGCCGUCUCCAACGCGCAGAAGAUCCAAAAGUUCGUCUUGCUGCCGGGCGACUUUUCGGAGCGCGGCGGCGAGCUGACGCCGACGCUCAAGCUCCGCCGCGCCGCCGCCGUCGAGAAAUACGCCGCUGCGAUAGAGCGCCUCUACUCGUGAUGCGAGGGCAAGCACACCGACACUCUCGUGACAAAGCUGACACGUGACAGAGCCGUCCACUCCGACUUCACAGUUCCAGUGUUCCACAGACCGCACGCGCGCACACGGUGCGGCUCGGUCUCUAGCACCCGGUCGUCGAUAGCCGUAUCCGCAAUCCGGUGAGUGCGCCGCGCGACGGGGUCGAGUGGGGCUGGGCGUCUCGCGCGAGAACGACACACGCUCCCUCGUCCCCGCGCGUGUUUGUUUAUUUGUGAGCUGUGGUACAGGUUUAAAAGGUAAGGUAACAA
This is a messenger RNA of Emiliania huxleyi CCMP1516, 2666 nucleotides long. RefSeq lists its product as hypothetical. NCBI's taxonomy places the organism in Eukaryota, Haptophyta, Isochrysidales, Noelaerhabdaceae. The record is from RefSeq and is a predicted model, not a curated record. Gene Ontology annotation, cellular component: membrane; endoplasmic reticulum. The transcript is spliced from 3 exons. Gene Ontology annotation, molecular function: long-chain fatty acid-CoA ligase activity. The coding region runs from base 64 to 2379 and encodes 771 amino acids.